AACUAAAACACCGCGACCGUACUGCGUUCAUCUUACAACGAACAGUUGAUCAGAGAUAAAAAAGCCGCCGCAUCCGUGGAUCUGACAGAUUGCCUGAUCUUCACUAAUGACUGAGGACAUAGCAGGAAGGAACCAGAGGAGACACAAUGCCUAGAUCUUUUUUGGUGAAGAGCAAAAAAGCCCACAGCUACCACCAGCCACGAUCUUUGGAGGAUGACUACAACAGACUUGAUACUAUUUUAGCUCAUAUAUGUGCAGAAAGCAAAACUUCAGAGGAGUCCGAGUGCUGCACGGAUGCCCUGACAGGCGACACGGCUGGCGCUUGCUCACCGGACUCUCACCUGGUGGAUCGAGCGGAUCUUUCCUCCAAGUCUCCUCUCAGCUGUGGGGGAAGCGUGUGCGACCGCUCCUCAGAUUACGAAGACUUCUGGCGACCUCCAUCACCAUCAGCAUCACCUGCGUCAGAAAAGUCCUUUUCACCCUCCGCUGAGGAAACACGGCCCUUCGCCGUCCCCUUCAGGCCUUACGCGUGGAGCAGGUACUCGGGAUGUGAAAUCAGACAGCUGGUCCAGCAUACUCUCAACCAUCACCACUCUCUGGAUCUCGAGCGGCCUGCUCCUCCAGCCUGUUACAAUGACCGCGUGGUCGAGUCCUCAGUUUUCACUGAAAGAGGAGGAUCUGGCGCAAGCAUUUACAACAGUUAUAGUUCCACUGCCACCCUAUUCGAGCGCGCCACAGCCUCUGGACUUUAUGAUGACAGCAACACACUGCGAAAAGGAACUGAGAUGAAAUCCAGCUCUGAUGGGAUGUGUAGUCGUCUCCUGCUGAAUGGCGCAUACAAAUGUAUCAAAUGCAGCAAGGUGUUUUCUACUCCACAUGGCUUGGAAGUUCACGUCCGGAGGUCGCAUAGUGGCACAAGACCUUUUGCUUGCGACAUCUGCGGGAAAACGUUUGGACACGCAGUCAGUCUGGAACAACACAGAGCUGUUCACUCACAGCAGAGAAGCUUUGAUUGUAAAAUCUGUGGGAAAAGUUUUAAAAGAUCAUCCACUUUGUCCACUCACCUCCUCAUCCACUCCGAUACACGGCCCUACCCGUGCCAGUACUGCGGAAAGAGGUUUCACCAGAAAUCAGAUAUGAAGAAACACACAUUCAUCCACACAGGGGAGAAGCCACACAAAUGUCAGGUGUGUGGGAAAGCUUUCAGUCAGAGCUCCAAUCUGAUAACACACAGCCGAAAACACACCGGAUUCAAGCCGUUUGGAUGUGACCGCUGCGGCAAAGGUUUCCAGCGCAAGGUCGAUUUAAGAAGACACAAGGAGACACAACACGGACUGAAGUGA
This is a messenger RNA of Sinocyclocheilus grahami, 1343 nucleotides long. Its product is annotated as zinc finger protein Gfi-1-like. NCBI's taxonomy places the organism in Eukaryota, Metazoa, Chordata, Actinopteri, Cypriniformes, Cyprinidae. The transcript has 7 exons. The coding region runs from base 147 to 1343 and encodes 398 amino acids. Gene Ontology annotation, biological process: regulation of gene expression. Gene Ontology annotation, cellular component: nucleus. The record is from RefSeq and is a predicted model, not a curated record.